GGUCUUUUAUUCUCACGCUUGGACUCCGUUAAGCUGCUUCGAGGAAGUGAAGAUGAACCCCAGCAGCGGAAAGCGCAGCGGGAAGACUUUCCUGUUCACGUCCGAGUCUGUGGGGGAAGGACACUCCGAUAAAAUGUGCGACCAGAUCAGUGAUGCUGUGCUUGAUGCAUUUCUCAGUCAGGACCCUGACUCCAAAGUGGCCUGUGAGUGUGUGGCAAAGACAGGCAUGAUUCUGCUAGUGGGAGAGGUGACAUCUAAAGCCAUUGUGGAUCUCCAGUCCGUGGUUCGAAAUACCAUCAAGAAGAUUGGCUAUGAUGACUCAUCAAAAGGUUUCGACUACAAGACCUGCAAUGUGCUGGUGGCUCUGGAGCCGCAGGCUGUGGAGAUAUCAGACUGUGUGUUUGAGGGGAGGGAUCAGGAGGACAUCGGUGCUGGGGACCAGGGCUUGAUGUUUGGAUAUGCCACUGAUGAAACUGAGGAGUGCAUGCCUCUGACCCUCCUACUGGCUCAUAAAAUCAAUUACAGGAUGAGGGAGCUUUCACAGAACAAAGAGUGUCCUUGGAUACUUCCAGACUCCAAGUCUCAGGUUACAGUGGAGUAUCGAGACAGUGAGGGAGCUCUGGAGCCUCUGCGUGUCCACACUGUGGUCAUCUCUGUGCAGCACAGUCCGGACAUCACCCUGCAAGAGAUUAGGCACAAUCUGAUGGAGAAGGUGGUGAAAGUUGUGAUUCCUGCCAAGUAUCUGGACGAUAGAACCAUCUACCAUCUGCUGCCCAGCGGCAAAUUUCUCAUGGGAGGCCCACAGGGUGACGCAGGCCUCACAGGACGUAAAAUAAUCGUUGAUACCUAUGGAGGCUGGGGCGGGCAUGGAGGUGGAGCUUUCUCUGGAAAGGACUAUUCCAAAGUGGAUCGGUCGGGGGCGUAUGCGGCACGUUGGGUUGCCAAGUCUUUGGUCAAAGCAGGGCUCUGCAAGAGGGCCCUUGUCCAGAUCUCAUAUGCCAUCGCCGUGAGUCAUCCGCUUUCUGUCACCGUGUUUCACUACGGCACGUCGGACCGGGACGAGGAAGAACUGCUUCAGAUUGUGCAGAAAAACUUUGACCUACGACCUGGAGUCAUAGUGAGAGAGCUGGGUCUGAAGAGGCCGAUUUACCAGGCCACUGCAUGCUAUGGUCACUUUGGGAGAAAAGAGUUUCCAUGGGAACAGCCAAAGAAACUUGUCUUUUAGCUCAUCAAGUGUGAUUGGUUAUGGCCAAGGUCAUUAACUCAAAUGGUUUUAGUGUUCUUUGAUUAGAA
Cyprinodon variegatus (sheepshead minnow) is the source of this 1293-nucleotide messenger RNA. It is a transcript of the gene mat2al, whose product is annotated as S-adenosylmethionine synthase isoform type-2-like. Gene Ontology annotation, molecular function: ATP binding; methionine adenosyltransferase activity. The transcript has 9 exons. Gene Ontology annotation, biological process: S-adenosylmethionine biosynthetic process. The coding region runs from base 53 to 1225 and encodes 390 amino acids. NCBI's taxonomy places the organism in Eukaryota, Metazoa, Chordata, Actinopteri, Cyprinodontiformes, Cyprinodontidae. Gene Ontology annotation, cellular component: cytosol; methionine adenosyltransferase complex. The record is from RefSeq and is a predicted model, not a curated record.